AUGGGUGUUACAAUUGCUCAGACUAAUUUAGAUGGAAUUCUUCCGCUGAUCGCGAGGGGUAAGGUGAGAGAUAUCUAUGAAGUGGACCCAAAAACGUUGUUGUUCGUGGCUACCGAUCGUAUCUCUGCUUAUGAUUGUAGUAUGAGUAAUACUAUUCCUGAUAAGGGUGUUAUGCUUACUAGACUCUCUGAGUUUUGGUUCCACUUUUUGUCAAAUUACGUGCGCAAUCAUUUGAUUGAGAUCCCAGAGGGCAAGACUAUUUUCGACUUUCUACCCAAGGAACUUAGUGAACCUAAAUAUAAGGAGCAGCUGGAGAAUAGGUCUCUGUUGGUACAGAAGCAUAAGCUAAUUCCAUUGGAGGCCAUCGUCCGUGGCUAUAUUACUGGUUCUGCAUGGAAAGAAUACUGUAAGACAGGUUCUGUUCACACCAUACCGCAACCACAGGGUCUGAAGGAAUCUCAGGAGUUCCCAGUGGCUAUCUUUACUCCUUCUACGAAGGCUGAACAAGGUGAACACGAUGAAAACAUCUCCCCAGAACAAGCUCAGGAAUUGAUUGGUAAGGAUGUGGCUGACAGAGUUGCUGAAUUGGCAAUCAGGAUCUACACCAAGUGUAGGGAAUAUGCAAAAACGAAGGGAAUUAUCAUUGCUGAUACCAAAUUCGAAUUUGGUAUUGACGAAAGCACGGGUGAGAUUAUUCUAGUCGAUGAAGUUUUGACACCUGAUUCUUCUCGUUUCUGGAGCGGUGCUAACUACCAAGUGGGCAAGUCUCAGGAUUCUUACGACAAACAAUAUUUGAGAGAUUGGUUGACUUCCAAUAAGUUGGCGGGCGUCCCAGGCGUGACUAUGCCUGAAGACAUAGUGGUCAACACUAGGGCUAAGUAUCUAGAGGCUUUUGAAGCUCUUACUGGUGCCAAAUUCUAG
Torulaspora delbrueckii is the source of this 921-nucleotide messenger RNA. RefSeq names its product phosphoribosylaminoimidazolesuccinocarboxamide synthase (gene ADE1). Gene Ontology annotation, cellular component: cytoplasm. NCBI's taxonomy places the organism in Eukaryota, Fungi, Ascomycota, Saccharomycetes, Saccharomycetales, Saccharomycetaceae. The coding region runs from base 1 to 921 and encodes 306 amino acids. The transcript has a single exon. Gene Ontology annotation, biological process: 'de novo' IMP biosynthetic process. The record is from RefSeq and is a predicted model, not a curated record. Gene Ontology annotation, molecular function: phosphoribosylaminoimidazolesuccinocarboxamide synthase activity.